Prinia subflava (tawny-flanked prinia) is the source of this 4205-nucleotide messenger RNA. Its product is annotated as peptidase inhibitor 16-like. NCBI's taxonomy places the organism in Eukaryota, Metazoa, Chordata, Aves, Passeriformes, Cisticolidae. The transcript is spliced from 7 exons. The coding region runs from base 1984 to 2682 and encodes 232 amino acids. The record is from RefSeq and is a predicted model, not a curated record.
UCUCCCUUCCUCGAAGAGUUGCAGCUGGUUGGACAGGAGCUGGUGAGUCUGGCCUGUUUGCAGAGCAGCCUUCCAAGUGCACUUUAUGGGCUCUGCAUAAGUUUCCAGCCCUGUCUCAGCAAUACAUUGCAUAUGUCCCAACCUCGCUCCCUUCGGAGUUUACAUCAUUUGUUUUUAAGCUCUCCGGUAUAUUUUCUCUUCCUCUUCCAAAAGCUGUAAGGAAUUAGCUGCUAAACUAAAACAGGAGGGCAGUUCUCCUGCUGAUAAAGAGCUGAUUUUUGGCUGAAGUACAGAGCCCCAGUCUGCAGCACAGCUUCCAGAGCAGCUCCUGUCUCCAGCUGCCAGAGGAGUGGUGCUCACACCUUCCACAUCCCAGGGCGGGCAAGGAGCCACGGUGGGAAAGCUGGGAUGGCCAAAGGAAGGUUUUGAUACCUUUACUGCAAAUGAGCCGUGGUCAUCUUCCUCAUAUAGAGCUCCAGCUUGACAGAGUCCCUGGAAAGGCUGCAGGACUUCCCUGGAGAGCCUGGUGGUUGUAUUGGCCUGCUGAGGUGGGACUGGGGGGAAUGGGGCUGUUCCUGCAGCUAUUGAGGUUUCACAGCCAUGAUCAGAUGAUCCCAGAGGGGGUGUCCCACCGUGGUCUCCCUCACCUCAGCUCCCUUUUUGCACUCUCUGUUCUGGUUUGGACAAUCUCCCACUCUGCCCAGCUCACACGGGUUCCCAGUCAACACAUUUUCAAAUCCUUUUUUGUGCUUCAGAGCUCAUUGCUUGUGAGCUGGGAAGUGGAUUUUUCCUCACCCCACAUCCCCAAAGCUGCUCUGAAAUCACACCAGAAAUCGGUACUAGCCACGAGCCCAUGGGCAGAGGUGAGGAGGGGUCACCUCUGCACUUGCCAGGCUGGAAGGACAGGCUGUCUCCAUCAGCUGGGCAGGAGGAUCGUGGUUUAAAGCUGCUCCCCAAAGCAGGGGUCACUGAACGGUGCUGUCAGUCAGUCCUGAACUCAGGGUAACUGAAAGGAGGAGAAAGGAUUAUUAUGAUUUACUUCAGUACCAGGAAAUCAGCGGCCCCCACGGGAGCAACGCUGGCGGUUUCUAUUGAUUCUUUUUUUUUUUGCUUGCUUUGUUCCUUUUCAUUUUUUUCCCUGCCCACUGUUAUUGCACACACUGAUUCCCCCAAGGGGUCUCUUUGCAAGGCCCUGGAGAGCUUUGAGUCAGAUUUCCCAUGAGUGUCCAGACUGCAGCUUGUCCCAGGCCUGUUUUUGCAGUGUUCUGAAGGAGAAGCUGCUUUGUCUGGGCUGGAUCACAGCACCUCCCUUCCCUCAUGGCCUCCUGCGCUCCAGCAGCAGCAGGAGGAGAUGGGGAGCAGGAGAGCAUCUCAUGGUAGGGAUGUGAGCUCUGUAAACACCAGUGUCUCAGAAAAGGGGAUCCUUCUGCCUUGAAAGCCUCUUGUUCCCUCCCUCCAGGAGGGAAGUUUCCCUUCCACACACCCCAAUCCCAGGUCCACGUUCAGCCUCGUGGCCCCCAAGAGAACUGAACACUCCUGGGGUGAGGCCAUUUUGGUGGGUGCACAAAGAGCUUUUGCUUCCUGCAAACCAAACUUUCUCCUCUUGGUAAAUUUUAUAGGUAGAACUCGAUAUCCUCCUCUUCAGGAACCUCCUCCUUGUAAAGGGCAGAUUUAGUGUCCUGCUGAGUUAGACAAGGGAGAUGCUGGACUUCCCUUUGCUUUGGAGAUUCAAACAAAUGACAGUUGAUUUAAGCCAAUCUUUGAGGCGUGGAAGACGAUAAACUCCUCCAGAGCUCGUAAAUCCAGGCAAGCAGGGAGAAGAGAGAGAUCCUGUUACUCCCACUCCAGUGCAGGAGCCCUCUCAGACACCGGCCAGCCCCGCUGGAGACCCUCGAGACCUGUUGGGAGUUACUGGCGCUUGGGAGGUGCUUUAAAUCUGACUGCCAGAGCUGUGGGCUGCUGAGAGCAGAAGCUGCCUGCACGAUGCUGAGCUCAGGUCUUCCUCCCAUUCUCCUGGUGCUCUCAAUGCUGCAGCUGAGCUGGUCCCUGAGUGAUGAAGAGAAGAAGAUCAUCUUGGAUGAGCACAAUAAAUAUCGCUCCCAGGUCUCUCCUCCUGCCAAGGGUAUGAUGAAGAUGACCUGGGACACAGACCUGGAGUUUGCUGCUCAAAAACAUGCAAAGAAUUGCAUCUGGGGCCAGAACGGGAGCCCAGGCAGGGUAAACCUCUUUGCUACAACUUCAACCCUGGAUGUAAAAUUGGCUAUUGAAGAAUGGAACGAGGAGAGGAAAUUCUACAACUUGACAACCUCCACGUGUGACCCCGGGCAGACGUGUGACAACUACAUCCAGAUGGUCUGGGGAGACACAAAUCGUGUUGGCUGUGGGAAGAGUUCUUGUAAGAAGAUGGAUGGAAUUGAAACAGAGAACGUACAGCUGUUUGUUUGCAGAUAUUUUCCCCCGGUUAGUAGAAAGAAAGGAGUGCCCUACAUGGAAGGACCCUCAUGUGAAAUGUGUCCCAAUAGCACAAUCUGUGAGAACAACCUGUGUGCCCGGGCUGCAAAACUGGAGACAAACUUGAACCAGACAAGUGUGGAUCCACCCAAAGAUGGAGCCCCCAGGACCUGCUUGGGCCUUUUGCUCUUCCUCCUCCCCAGUGCCACCCUGGUGGGCCUUCUGCUCUGAAGGGUCUUCCUCAGCUCUCCCUGCACCCCUCACCAAGGCUUUUGUCAGCGCUGGUUCUUCCACAGCCCUGGUAGGCUCAGGAGACUCCUUAGACAAUUCACACCCUCCCUCCUUACGCUGCCUCCUCUGCUGCAGCCCCGGCGAGCCAAGGGGGAGCUUUGUUCCCUUCCUGAGGAGACCUGAGGGCAGGAGGGUGUUUGCCAUACUGCUGGUGACCUUGGGCACUUCUCCUUUUUCCUGGCUUCUGUUCCAUUCCCAGGCUGGAAGUGUUGAGCUCUCCCACUCACCUGUCCAUGUGGCUGGCAGGCCCUGCCACAGAGUGACCCUGGGGACAGCAGGGUGACUUGGGGACAGUGAGACAUGGUGUUGGCUUUGGUGUUUGUCCAUGUUAUAAAUGCCAAUACAGUAGUCCAACUAGAAAUAUAAUUUUUGGUGUAUUAAAAAAGGAUUGAAUUACAGAAUUUCUGCAAAACCCCCCCAGCAGAGUGACAUUCACAAUUGACCCAGGAAAUCGUCAAGGGUGAAGUGGGAUGCAGUAUCUGGCACUCUGCUGUCCCCCCUGAGUUCACAAACUGGCCUUGUUCGGGGCUUAGUUUUUAUACACUUUAUUCCGCUUCUGGCAAAAAUUUCCUCAUAGUCCUUUUGUUUUUAUGCUGGUUAUUCAAAUUCAUAGUUGUCUCUGGCUGAACUGAAGAGUUUCCUCCUCUUUUUUAAAUUGUCAGUGUUUGGUUUCCCGUGACUGAAUAGACACCAAAGUUUAUGAAUGGAAAGAGUUCAUCUUCGGAGAUUUUAACGAUGAUGGUGCUCUGAUGGCUCUGCCUUCAAUGGAGGAAGGACUGAUAGCUUAUCUUAAUGUGUCCUUUCUGAUGCCAAGGAGAAGGCCAGGGUUUUCCCAUAAAUCCUUUGUCUCCUUUCUAAAUGGAAAUUCCAGGGUGGUGCCUGCCUCAGUGAAUUCCAAGGCAGACUGAAAUUUAAGACUAUAUUCCCAUAUAACAUAUCUACAUUGGUUUUUAUAAUUUCUAACAUCCCAUAACCCAUAAGAACACAAAUUACCAUCCCAUAUUUUUCACAUCCAGAUGAGUUUCCAGCAGAAAGGCUCUUUUCCCUCCCAAGGUGUUUCAGUUUUGUACAUAUUUUAUCUCUUUACUUUCUUGUCCAAAUAGAGUGGCUUUUUUUAAGAUUUCUGUUUCCUCCUGGUCCUGGUGUAGCUCUGGCCAGUACUACCCAGCUGUUCCCCCCUUUCCUCCUCACACUCUGCAGCACUUGCCUCUUCCCUCUGUCCUCCUCCCUCUCUCUUGCUCUCUGGCACAUCCCAUUCCUCAGUUACUCCAAAGCAACAGAUUUAUUUUACGUGUGUGUUACGUGUGUGCCGGCACCUGUGUGCACGCACAGAAGAGAAACCUUUAGAGCUGAGAGAGGCCACAGGCCACCAGCUCCUUCAUGUAGCUUUUCCCUGCAUGGCUUCAUUCAUUGCAUCAUUUCAGUGUAUUUGAAUUUAAAUACAGAUCCUGCUUAAUGUGUAA